CAAAAUCGACGACGCCCUUUUGCAGUCAUCGUCGAAUCCUCCAUCGUCGAAUCCAAUCGAUCAAUCUCGUUGUUAUUCUUCUUCUGUUAUUCAAAGUGAGCUUUACCCUUCUCUUUUUCUUCUUUUCACAUCUUAAUUCAUCAAGUCUUGUGUUGUUAUGUUUGUAUUUUAGAGAUUUCAAUUAGAUUUGAUAGGUUUGAAAUUGGUGUUAAAAUUAAUGGAGAUUAUGUUGGUAACGAUGUAUUCUGGGUCGAUUAAGACAUUUGAAUGUACGAUUAGUGUUUUGGGUCCGAGAAUCAAUUUGAUAGAACAUAAAAAUCCGGGUAUAAGUGAGAAACGUGGUAUAACUCUUUCAAGUGAAUUCAAGAAACUAGACACCCAUCAGUUGGAGAACGUCGCCAAAGGAAAAGCGUGUGAAAGAAAGAAACUUAGAGAGCUGAUUUCUUCCAAAUCGCGAAAGUGA
Molecule: messenger RNA, 463 nt
Organism: Arabidopsis thaliana (thale cress)
Lineage: Eukaryota; Viridiplantae; Streptophyta; Magnoliopsida; Brassicales; Brassicaceae
Exons: 3
Coding region: 218-463 (81 amino acids)
Source: RefSeq, marked reviewed